GAGCCCUGGGGGGCUGCUGGAGGCCGCCCCCGUCCCCCCCUCCGGCCCCUCGGGGGUCCCUGGCUCCGGCCCAGCCUUUCCCUCCCCACACUGCAGGUGUUUCCCGGCUGCCUGGCCCGGCCAGCGCUGCCGACCAGCGUGGGACCAUCUCCCUGGCCAUGGAGGUGCUUCCAGGCAGGGGUGAUGCUCACUGGGUGCUGGGAGCGCUUCCCAGGGGCUGGGAACUGGCUGCCACUGCCGGGCACCUCCCAGAGCUGAUGGAUCAGCUGUUGUGUGGUCAUGGCUGCCCCAUCACCUUGGUUUGCCUGGCCUGAAUGGAGCACAUUCUCCAGGUGGUUGUAACCGGUGUGUGGUUCCCCCUCAUCGCUGACAGCAGCCCGUGGCAGUUUAAUUAUUUUGGAAAGUUGUGGGACUUCUAAAUGGAACUCAACAUAGGGUAAAGUAGGGAAAUGCCAGCCAAGGUUAUUGUCAUGGAGCUGUGUGCUUUUUGCAUGGUUUUCACAGAAAAGCCAUCUGGACCCUUUUCCCUGGGAUGCUGUUAUUUGGUUGGAUCCCUGUGGCAUCCUUCAUGGCCUCCAGGCUUCCUUGCUGCUGGUAUUCCUCAUCAAUUCCUUAUAUCCUGUCCCAAAACUCUUCAAAAAGUAGUAUCACCUCAGUCCCUCAAGCUGGAGCUGAGCAUGGGGUUGUACCUGUUGUUCAUCUUUCAGUCUCAUUAUUAUUGUGCACAGUUUGAUUCUAACAGUUGUUGCUAUUUCUUUUCAAGCUCUUUAACCUCUCCAAGAUGAUCAUCUCAUGUAACCUCAAAACUUAAAUCCUACAACAUACACACGUGUAAAAUGUUUUAAUUCUUGCUGAUGCUGCAUCCCUUCAGCCCUGAUCAGGUGUUGGCUGCACAGACAGGGUGGGGAAGGUGACUUGCACUGUUUUCUCUUUCAUGAAUUACAUCUUCACCCUGAACUUGCUGGUUUCUCCCUGCCCUCCCCUGGAUGUGCCACCCACACUUGGGACAUCUCUUUCCUAGCUGGGCAUCCUCAAGUCUGAGAACCCAGUGCUCCCAGCAGACAGUUACUUCUCUAUGCAGCAGCAAUAAUAUUUCCAAUUAUUAUUGGAAAUAAUUUUAGACUUUGACCUUUCAUCUGGUUCCUAUCAAACACCAUCCUGGCCCUCCCUGUCUGGCAUGAGGUCCCCUGGCAGUGGAGCUCUCAUUCCUCUUGUUUCUGUAGAGAUGAUGAACUACAGCACAACCACUGUCUGUAAAGCAGAUCUUUGGCAGCAAUAUCCAAGCCCAGGUUCUGUGUGUAGUUCAGGACACAGGUAAGGACAUCCUGUGGCCUUGGGCUUGCAUGUAGCACCAUGAACUUGGCAUGGGGCUGGUGACACUCUGCAGUGUUAUUUGGAAGGGGGAGUUGUGAUUUCCUCUCUUCUGUGCUUGCAGCACAGCCUGCAGUGACCCUUGUAACACUUCACACCCACGUCAUGGUUUGGGAAUCUCCACCUACAGGGAUCCUGCAAUGGAGCAGAACCAGCCUGUUCAGCAGCUGUGAUUUUGGGCUGCCCAGAUCUUUUUCUUCCUGAGGGCUUCACACCUGUGCCCUGUGAUCCUCUCCUCCUGCACAGAUUCUGAGAAGCCAAGUCAUUAUUGGCUUACAAUUCCAUUUGUACUGUAUUCCAAACAACUUUUGGGUUUCCACCUCUUCUUGGCCUGGUAGCUCCUUUGCAAAGGUGUGUGUAUGUGUCUCAUCUCUCUGGUUCCCUCCUGCCCUGUUCUCUGUGGAGCUGCUUGCCCAGUUAUUCACUUUCUCCUUUAUUUUUGUAGAACUUGUUAUGUUCUCCUGGGGACAGAGCUCCUCCAGGCUGAUCCGUGGAGUCCAAGGCCUUUUCCUCAGCUGCUGGGUUUUUUUGAAAGCACUGGGUGAGGAGUAGGUGGUGGUGGCAGAGUUGUGGAUGUCUGGGUCUGAAGUUCUGGUGACUACUUGCAGUGAAUCUCUAGGGCAUCACAGGAUCUCCUCCUCUUGGGGACGGCAGUAAGGAAUGAGAGAAGGAAUGUGGUUGUUUCCAGCAGCCCCUCACUGUGUGUGGGUUGAGCCAGGGGCAGUAGCUUUGUUUAGCAGGGCUCUGUCAGCUCAGGCUCAGACACUUGCAGAGCUGCUCUGUUGUGUCUCUCUGCAGGUGACCGAAAGCUUCCUCAGCAAAGAAAUCACCUGCGUGGUGUCCAGCAACAGAGAGGCCAAGCGGGGCCAGGCCAGGGCUCGGGAGGAGAAGCUGAGCAGCCCAACUGCAGAAGGCACAAAAUGCAGCAGUUCAGUGCCUGCUGCCCCCAAAGGGAACCCAGCCAGACCUCGCCAGAAGCCUCCCUACACUGCGCUGCUGAGCCGGGGGAAGGAGCUGCUGCACAAGGCCAUGAAGAACCAGGACACCUGCAGUGGCAGCAGCAUCCUCGCCAACGCUCGCCUGUGGGGAGUCCAGAUCCUGCAUGUGGAUGAAAUGUUGUCCUAUGCCCAGCAGCUGCUGCGAGCCAUCUCAGGAGCAAGGAAGCAGUGCCAGAAGACAGAGAUGAAAUGCCCUGCCUCCAGAUCCAAAAUUCACAAAGGAAAAUUGAAGCCCCCUUUUCUGAAAGUUGAAGACCAGAGCAGGCAAUUCCAGCCCUUCCAUCACCAGUUCCAAAGCUUUCCUGACCUCAACUUCCUGGCACCCAAAAGCUCCAGCCCAUUUGAGCCUCUGAAAAGCCUCUCCAAUUCCUGCCAAGCCAGGGGUGCUGAAGGCUGUGCCCUGCACAGUGCUGGGGGGAAGAGCCCCCGCUCCACACACGUCACCGUGCCCAGGAAAAGGAGGGGGUUUUGUGAGUGCUGCCAAGAGACCUUUGAAGAGCUGCAGAAGCAUCUCCAGAGCCCCCAGCACCAGCGGUUUGCCCAGGACAACUCCCAGUACAUCCCCGUGGAUCGUGUCAUCUCCCAGCUCACCAACAGCUUUGUGGAGUGGUCAGCCAAGGUGCCCUGGGCCUGCCUGGCUGAUGAACGUGUAGUGCCUCAAGCACACAGCACUGGAGGAAUCAAGCUGCUGCCAGCAGAGCUGGGAAAGGAAGGGGAGCAGCCUGAGCAGGGUGCUGUGGAACUGGUAAUGGAUACAGAGCUGGAUCAUGGCCUGAAGACCAAGGGAUGUUCCCCCUGCCUGCCCAGGGACAGGGUCAGAGAUCCCAGAGGAGGAGGGGGCUUGUCAAAGCACAGCUCCCUGCAGCUGCCCAGGGGAGCAGGGCCCAGCAGAGGGGUCUGUGCUGCCCAUGGCACCGUGGGGGAGGCUGGGCUGGGGGCUUCAGGUUUAGGCUUGGCUCCUGAGCUGGGCUGGGGACCUCGUGCAGUACCUGCUCCUGUCAGAGAGGCAAUGGCUUCAUCCUUUGAACCUCAUACACUGCCUGGGUGUGUCAGCCCCCCUCCCCAGGCACAGCCUGCCUCCAGGAAGCGCCAGCUGUGCUCCAGACAGAGCUCCCAGGUGCAAAAGAGGCCCAGGCUGGAGCUGGGUUUUGGCCUCUCCCCUCUGGGUGAGCAGAUGGAGCUGGUGGGAGGUGGGAUGGGGACACAGGGUGCAGGGCAGGUGUCUGAGCCAGGCCUGCCCAGUGUGGUGGGGGCUGGCAGCCUGCCCCUGGGCACAGAGCUCUCCAACAGACCUCACAGCUCCCUUGCUUUGGAUCUGUGCCUGUGUGACAGCCCUGGGGACCCUGUAUCCCAGCCAGGAUCCCCAGGAGCUGUGGCUGCAGGUUUUGAUCCUGGGGAGGCAGCAGCAGCCAGCACUGUCAGCAAGCAUGGCUGGAGCAGGGAGAGAUCCCAAGGGAAGCAGCGUGGAGGGGACAGUGACAACACACCCAGGAAUGGGAACAGGCCUGGUCUGGAGAGCACAGCGAGCAGGACCAGCUGCCCUGCUGGCUGCCUGCCCUCUCCCACACUGCCUGUGGCUGAAGCCAGAUGUUGCUGCUCACUCCGUGUCAGGGCAGCAGAAGAAACAGCCCCUGGAGCUCCCGACGUCCCCAGGCAGGGCACAGAGCGGGCGCGGAGCCCCGGCCUCCUCCCGCCUGCUCCCCGGAGCCCAGGGGCUGCUCAUGGCUUCAGCAGGAGCUCCUUGGAGUCACACUGGGAUGUGCAGCUGCUCCCCAGCCUCACGGGUGCCAGGGGCCACAGGAUUCCGGCUGGGGACGGGGGCUUGCUCCAGCAGACACACGGCAGUGUGAGGGACAGCGGGUACACGGCUCAGCUCUGCUCCGUGCUGAAAGAGUCAGAUCUGGCCUGGGCAGGCCCAGAGGACAAGAACUGCAGGAACUGCUGCACAGGGACCAGAGGAGCCUCUUUCCCCAUAUUUGGGACAUUGUUUGGCAGCUAAAACCACCUCCAGGCUGCUCUCUGGACCCUCAGUGGGAGCUGAGCAGGGGCUGGGAAGGGAUUUACCAAGGCACCCUCCGUGUCAGGAUCCAAGAGUGAGGACAGCACCAGCAGCCUGGGCAGCUCCUGUUGGGAAUUGAUGGUGAUGCAGUGGCUGUGCUGUCCUUGGCUGUGAUCUUCCCUCCUCUCUGCUGGCCAUGUUCAGAGCCAGCAGCUUCCUCUAAGAAGUCCCCACAGUCUGCUUCCAAGUGCCUCUGGAAGUCUCCCUCCAACAGCAGUGUGCUCUUCGGCCUUCCAGAGGGAGAGCAGAGCCUGUUCCUCCUCACACAUAGUCCCCAGAGCUGCAAAGACUUGGGAAAGGAGGGUCAUGGGCAUGAGAUUUGUACUCCUCAUGUGGUCUGGGGGUUGUCUUUGAAUAUUUUCAAGUGGUUUUAACUUGUUUGGGGUUUUUUUACAAACUUAAACUUUGAAAUAAAAUGGAAGGAUGAGAUCCUGCUCUACCUUA
Molecule: messenger RNA, 4872 nt
Organism: Cyanistes caeruleus (blue tit)
Lineage: Eukaryota; Metazoa; Chordata; Aves; Passeriformes; Paridae
Source: RefSeq, a predicted model, not a curated record